AUGCGUUCGCGGGCCUACCUGCUACUGGAGCGAGAUAAUGAGGAUCUGCAGAAGGCCCGGCUCUACGGUAUUUCUGUAAGACCAGCAAGUGACAACCUCCUGACAUGGAGAGCCAACAUCCGAGGACUGAAGGACUCCAUCUGGGAAGGGGCUGUGCUCCAGGUCUCCUUGUCAUACACAGAAGAAUACAACGACGUCCCCCCGGCUGUAACAUUCAACACUAUUCCAUUUCACCCCAAUGUUGAACCAAGGACUGGAAAGCCUUGCGUCGAUUUCCUGGACAAGCCAUCGGACUGGAACCCGCGUUACACGAUGAGUUAUGUACUGCUGGCUAUCCAGACUCUUCUUUCCAAUCCCGUGAUGGAGGACGUUGUUCAUUUGGAGGCUGCAGACUCUCUGCUUAACAGACCAGAGGAGUACAGACGGACAGUACUACACUGUGUGAAGAUCAGCAGACAGAUUGAUGGUAAGUCUGUCCACCUUGUUAAAUGA
Staurois parvus is the source of this 492-nucleotide messenger RNA. The record is from the annotation of a GenBank genome assembly. Lineage: Eukaryota; Metazoa; Chordata; Amphibia; Anura; Ranidae.